CGUUCAAAGAUCAAAACUCAAUCUUCCAUCUUGAUCAAACAGCCGCUCUACAACACAAACUCCUGCAAAUAUCCGCUCAAAAAGAUGGGAACCACCACAAGAAUCCUAACCCUUUCUUUAUCUUCCACACCCACCUUCACUUUCACCAGACUCCACCAUUUUCGUAAGGUUUAUCAACGGUUUAGACCCCUCACCACCGCCGCCACCACCACCACCCCCAUAACCGAACAACCGUCAUUAGAAUCUUCAAAACACUCAAUCCUUCUUGAACGUCUGAGAAUCAAACACCUCAAAGAUUCUGUAGGCAAUACUUAUAAAGGUAAAAAAUCUCAACCUUUGGAGGGUGAAAAUGGAGAUGUGGGUGUUAAGAAUUUGGAGAAAAAGAAGGAGAAAGCUGUGGGCUUUUCAGAAUUGGGGUUGAGUGAAGAGGUUUUAGGGGCGUUAGGGGAAAUGGGGAUUACAGUGCCUACUGAGAUUCAGUGUUUGGGGAUACCUGCUGUGUUGGAUGAGAAGAGUGUGGUGUUGGGGUCUCAUACUGGCUCUGGGAAAACACUUGCUUACUUGUUGCCUCUUGUGCAGUUAUUGAGACAAGAUGAAGCAUUAAACGGCAUGGUGAUGAAGCCCAGGCGUCCACGUGCUGUUGUCCUCUGUCCAACACGGGAAUUAUGCGAACAGGUAUUUGGAGUUUCAAAGUCUAUUAGUCAUCACGCUCGGUUUCGGUCAACCAUGGUUAGCGGAGGUGGCCGUAUAAGACCGCAAGAGGAGGCACUGAACUCACCGAUCGACAUGGUGGUGGGGACACCUGGCAGGGUUCUUCAACAUAUCGAAGAGGGGAACUUGGUGUACGGUGAUAUCAGAUAUCUGGUAUUGGAUGAGGCAGACACGAUGUUUGAUCGAGGGUUUGGGCCGGAUAUCCGCAAGUUUCUUGGCCCAUUGAAAAACCGAGCUCACAAAACGGACGGCCUUGGUUUUCAAACCGUUUUGGUGUCUGCAACAAUGACAAAUGCUGUACAAAAGUUAGUUGACGAAGAGUUCGAAGGAAUUGAACAUCUUCGCACAUCAACGUUGCAUAAAAAGGUUGCUUCCGCUCGCCAUGAUUUUAUCAAGCUUUCGGGUUCAGAAAACAAGUUGGAAGCAUUACUACAGGUUCUUGAGCCAAGUUUAGCGAAGGGAAACAGAGUGAUGGUGUUCUGUAAUACGUUGAACUCUAGUCGUGCUGUCGACCAUUUUCUUAGUGAAAACCAACUAGCUACUGUUAACUAUCAUGGUGAGGUGCCUGCGGUUGAAAGGGUAGAAAACCUCAAAAAAUUUAAAAGCGAUGACGGAGAUUGCCCCACGCUCGUUUGUACCGACCUUGCAGCUCGGGGAUUGGACUUGGAUGUGGAUCAUGUUAUUAUGUUUGAUUUUCCAUCGAACUCGAUUGACUACCUUCAUCGAACCGGAAGGACUGCCCGCAUGGGAGCAAAAGGAAAAGUAACGAGUCUAGUUACUAAAAAGGACCUCACGUUAGCAACCCGUGUUGAGGAAGCCAUGAGGAAAAACGAAAGCUUAGAGUCUCUCACCGUAAAUAACGUUCGAAAAGACGGUAGCAGGCCAAAACUUCAAGGACAUAAAGGUACAAAGUCGGUCAAAGUCAAAGUGUCCGAUCAGAAAAACAACAAACCGCUUAGAACCGCAAAAUCAUCCACCAAAGGAAGCUCACUGGGGUCCACAAGAUCUAGUAAAGUAGUUAGCUUUUCGAAAUCACCAACGAAAAGAAACUCAUCAGCGCCCAAAUCCGGUAAAGUAGUUGACUUUUCCAAAUAUAAAAAAACGACGACGAAAGGGUCCGCUAAACCGUCGAAGUUCUCGAAACCAAGUAACCCGAAACGACCAGUAUCGAAAGUUGGUGGUAAAACUCGCACAGUUAGUCAAUCCGGUUUCGUGAAAUCUUCCUCAAAGCUAAAUGUUGUUGGAUUUAGGGGGCGGAGCUCAGCGAGGGCUAGUUGACCGGUCAGCCAAGUAUGGUAAGAGCAAGAAGCCUUGGUUUAGGCGGAACAAUAUUUCCUUCAGCAUCAUAGAUUAUGACCCCCGAAAAAUCCGGUAGUUGACACUUUCCGCCCAUAAGUAUAUUCUUUUGCCAAACAGAUUCCUCUUCUUCUUCUUCAUUUUCGUCGUCACUUUGAAACGCACGAGUCACGCCUCCAUUGUUGAGCUGUAUGACGGGUUCUUCAUAAUCGUAACUAUAGCAAGCUUUUAAACGGUGAACCCAUUUUCCGGAAUGACCAGCACACAUGAACAAUGUGAAUGCGCAAAAGAAAAUCGAGCCGAUGGCUAGGCUUAGGUGUGAUGCACCGGGUAGAAGGUGGUCCGGGAUUGGUCGAGCCAUUGGUUCUUUUUUUUUUUGUUUUUGUAGUUGAUAAGAAUGAUAAGUGUUGUUGAAGAUUUUGCAUGGGAACUCAUGUUUUAUAGUGCAACUGUGUGGAUUGGUUAAGGUUUUUGAUAUGGGUUUAGGUGGACUAA
Molecule: messenger RNA, 2502 nt
Organism: Helianthus annuus (common sunflower)
Lineage: Eukaryota; Viridiplantae; Streptophyta; Magnoliopsida; Asterales; Asteraceae
Product: DEAD-box ATP-dependent RNA helicase 39
Exons: 10
Coding region: 85-1989 (634 amino acids)
Molecular function (GO): RNA helicase activity; ATP binding; nucleic acid binding
Source: RefSeq, a predicted model, not a curated record